This is a messenger RNA of Cyanistes caeruleus (blue tit), 651 nucleotides long. The record is from RefSeq and is a predicted model, not a curated record. Lineage: Eukaryota; Metazoa; Chordata; Aves; Passeriformes; Paridae.
AUGGCCUCCCCUUCCCUUCCCGCGGGCACCCGCACAGCCGGCGCCCUGCCCGGCCCCGCUCACCCGGGACAGCCCGCGGCGGCCACGAGCGGCACCAGCACGAGGAGGAAGACGAGGAGGAAGAUGAAGAGGAGGAGGAGGAGGACGGGAAUCGCCGCCCGCCCCGCAGCUCCCGCGCCGCCGUCUCCAGUGGAACCCGGCGCGCGACCCGGAAGCGGCAGGCGAGGACGGGAAAUGGGCGCCUCUGCCCGUGUCAGUUCCGGGCGUGUGUGGCCGGGACAGGGCCGGAGCGAGGCGGAGCUCGGCCGGCCCCAGCUGAGGGGCCCCGGGCUGCUCGGGGCACUCCAGCCUCGGAGCGCUCCUCUCAGAGGCCCUCUGCUGCGGAGCACAUUGACAUCUGAGUGGAAAAAGUUUAUCUGCAGAUGGGGAACAUUCCUGACACUGAAGCUGAGAAGAACAUACUGUUGGUUAAUGCUGUGGAAAAGCAGUGUAAGCUGGAUAGACAAAGAAAAUCUGAGAGAACCUAAGAGAAAAGUGAAGGUGCCUUGUGGGAGGGAACCACUAGAGAGAUACAGAGAAGGUGAUGCAGAGAAAAUGUAUGGUUCUACUCCCUCCAAAACAGAGAACCCAUCCUAUAUGAGUUGGGUGUAA